Molecule: messenger RNA, 2989 nt
Organism: Sciurus carolinensis (gray squirrel)
Lineage: Eukaryota; Metazoa; Chordata; Mammalia; Rodentia; Sciuridae
Gene: Ica1l
Product: islet cell autoantigen 1 like
Exons: 13
Coding region: 881-2248 (455 amino acids)
Biological process (GO): regulation of transport
Cellular component (GO): Golgi apparatus
Molecular function (GO): protein domain specific binding
Source: RefSeq, a predicted model, not a curated record
GUUCGGUGCUUGUCACUUCACUUUAUUAAGCAAAGAGAACUUGGGCAAAGGAGGCACAGAGAGGACCCAGGAGUUCACUCACGAGUGAACAGAGGCGCCCGUCCGACGUGGGGUCGCUGGACCGAGGGCGGUGGACGCCUGGGCCGAGGGGCCGAGGGCGGCGCUGCUCACGCGCGCGCCGGGCCGCCGCGUUUAAAUCUCCCGCCCGCAGCGGAGCCCGACACCUCCACGCUCCGGUGCGGAGGGCACGGGCUGCGGGAGCGGCCCGACAGCGUCGCGGGCUCGUGAGCGGCGGCUGGGACGGGUGCCGGGACGGACGUCCGUGAGGCCGAGCGCAACCCGAGGCGGCGGAGGACCGGCGCGACGCGGCUCCGGCGUCGCGGUGAGCGUCUGCGGCCUCCCGCCCGCCGCCUCCCUCAGGGUGGCGGUCCGGCCUGGCGGCCAAACCCUGGGUUCCCAUGGCGACGCCGGGAGGCAGGGCGCCGCCCGCACGCGGUCUCCGGGCCCUCGCUGGCCGCCCCGGCUCCCCGGGGGCACGGCCCUGCGGCCUUCCCCCCGGGCGAAGCCGGGACCAGCGCUCUUCCGGGCCGACUAGGGGCAGCACCGCUCGGAGUGGCCGGGGCGGGGCUGGGUCCCUCCGGCGGGCGGACGCGGGCUCUGCCCACGCUCGCCGGGGAGGAACGCGGCGGCCUAAGGCUGGUUAGGUGGUUUCUCGCGAAGGUGGAGAUCGCUGCGGUAGAGGCAGACGGCUCGCAGCCUCCAGAUUAUGCCCAGCCAAGUUAUCUAGAAUAGCAUAAAAGGACCAGCAAUUAAACGGUGACUGUCUAUACUGCCCAGGAACCAAGUAGGACAGCCAGAGGAGGAUACCUGGAGUUAUUCCAUGGAUUCCUUUGGACAACACAGAUCAGAAGAUAACCAGUCAGUAGUCAGCAGAAUGCAAAAAAAAUACUGGAAAACUAAACAGGUCUUCAUUAAAGCAACAGGAAAAAAAGAAGAUGAGCAUGUGGUGGCAUCUGAUGCUGAACUGGAUGCUAAACUUGAGGUUUUUCACUCCAUUCAAGAGACGUGCACUGAACUUCUGAAGAUAGUAGAGAAAUAUCAGCUAAGACUUAAUGUUAUAUCAGAGGAAGAAAAUGAGCUAGGGCUCUUUCUAAAGUUUCAAGCAGAACGGGAUGCAACUCAAGCAGGCAAAAUGAUGGACGCCACUGGCAAGGCACUCUGUUCUUCUGCCAAGCAAAGACUAGCCUUGUAUACUCCUUUGUCUCGUCUUAAGCAAGAAGUAACAACGUUCAGUCAAAGGGCAGUAUCUGAUACUUUGAUGACGAUUAAUAGGAUGGAGCAGGCACGCACAGAAUACAGAGGAGCUCUGCUGUGGAUGAAAGAUGUAUCCCAAGAACUGGACCCAGACACAUUGAAACAAGUGGAAAAGUUCAGAAAAGUACAGAUCCAAGUGAGAAAUAGCAAAGGUUCUUUUGACAAAUUAAAGAUGGAUGUUUGUCAGAAAGUGGAUUUACUUGGAGCUAGUCGCUGCAAUAUGUUAUCUCAUUCACUCACUACCUACCAGAGAACACUGCUUGGAUUUUGGGAGAAGACAGCUCGAAUGAUGUCCCAAAUCUGUGAGGCCUGUAUUGGCAUUCAUCCAUAUGAUUUUGUAGCUCUCAAGCGACUGCAAGACACUCCAAGGAAGCUUACUGAAGAUCACAAAGAAGAACAAAUAGAAGGCAGUUUUGUCACUGAAAACCUCCAUAAGGUAGUGUUAUCAGAAGAGGAAGCAAACUUUGGGAGUGAACCAGCAGUUGCAAAAGAUUUACCUGUUGAUUCACUGGAAGGAGAAGAUUUUGAGAAGGAAUUCUCUUUCCUGAACAGUCUCCUAAGUCCUGGUUCUUCAAGUACCAGUGAAUCCACCCAAGAAUGCCAGACAUCUUAUGGGAGCCCCAGUGCCAGUCUCACGUCCCAGGAGCCUUCUGUGGGGUCUGAGCCGCUUGCUCAUUCCUCUCGAUUCCUUCCUUCUCAGCUCUUUGAUCUUGGCUUUCAUGCUGCUGGAGCUUUCAACAGCUGGGUCUCCCAAGAGGGAUCAGAACAUACUGAUAAUGCACCAGUGCCUUCACAGAGUCCAAAGAAGUUUAUAAGAUCCCCCAACAGUGGUAACCAAGACAUGUCAGCCUGGUUCAAUCUAUUUGCAGACUUGGAUCCACUUUCAAAUCCAGAUGCCAUUGGACACUCAGAUGAUGAACUUCUUAAUGCUUGACUGAAGUUAUGUCAUUUCAGGGGUAUUGAGACAUGAAUUUUGCAACAUAUUGCCUUUGUGGAAAGGUUUAUAUUGCAACCCACACACAAAAGCAUGGUGUUUGUGAAUAUAACACCUGUCAGCCGACUUUAGACAAAUGGUAAGGACCACAUUUGAAUACAUUAAGUAUAUCUGUAGUAUCUUGGGUUUGCAGAGGUUGAUACUAUGUGAAAAAUUUUAGAAACCACUGAGUCUGCAGUAUUUAGAUACCAAAAUCUAUGUCAAAAUGACAGGGUAAUUCUACCAAUAAGGACUUGGGAUUUUUUCUUUGGAAAGUGUUUCUAAGUUGCCCUGCUGGCUAUGAGAAUUCUAUAUGUGAAUAAAGGACAGCAUGUAAAUUGGGUUGUGGUUUGGGGCUGGUUUUUAAAUAAAACAGGGAGGGGAUUUCUGUUGUGGAAAAUAGCACUAGAACUAGACCAGCUUUUUCUUUAAUUUGAAAGGUAGAGUAAGCUUUGAGAACUCAAUUUGCUUUAAAGAAAUCAGAGAAACUUGUACUUGUUUUCCCCCAUUUGGAGGCUAAAAUGUAAAGUUACCUUUCACUUAUACAAAAUCAUGGACAUCCCUAAUUCAUUUAUUAAAUUUUCAUGGGGGAAGUAGCAGGUUGAUUAAUUUGCCAAGCCUAUCCUCUGUAGAAAUGAAAAAAAAAAAAAAUCUAUCUUCACAUUUCUUAAACCACAAGCCUAUGUAGCAAGAUUCAAGACA